CGGACCCUCCGCGCCGCCCCCCCGUGCCCCGUGCUAUGAGCGUUCGGCGUGACUUCUCCGCAAGCAGCUGCAAAUGAAAAUGGAGGAUAUGUCUUUGUCUGGCCUGGAUAACAGCAAGCUGGAGGCCAUCGCACACGAGAUCUACACGGAGCUGGUGGAGGAUGCGUGCCUGGGGCUGUGCUUCGAGGUGCACCGCGCCGUCAAGUGCGGGUAUUUCUUCCUGGAUGACACCGACCCCGACAGCAUGAAGGACUUUGAGAUCGUGGACCAGCCGGGCGUGGACAUCUUCGGGCAGGUGUACAACCAGUGGAAGAACAAGGAGUGCGUGUGCCCCAACUGCAGCCGCAGCAUCGCGGCCUCGCGCUUCGCCCCGCACCUGGAGAAGUGCCUGGGCAUGGGCCGCAACAGCAGCCGCAUCGCCAACCGCAGGAUCGCCAGCAGCAACAACCUGAACAAGUCUGAGAGUGACCAGGAGGACAACGACGACAUCAACGACAACGACUGGUCCUACGGCUCCGAGAAGAAAGCAAAGAAGAGGAAAUCGGACAAGAACCCCAACUCGCCCCGCAGGUCCAAGUCCCUGAAACACAAAAAUGGCGAGAUCGGCGGGAACCCCGAUCCCUUCAAGUACAGCAACUCGGCUGGAAUCAACUACGAGACGCUGGGCCCCGAGGAGCUGCGGACGCUGCUGACCACGCAAUGCGGGGUGAUCUCCGAACACACCAAGAAGAUGUGCACCAGGUCCCUGCGGUGUCCCCAGCACACGGACGAGCAGCGCAGGGCAGUCCGCGUUUACCUCCUCGGGCCCUCCGCGUCCCUGCCCGAGGCCGAGGGCGGCGUGGAGAGCGACAGCUUCGAGGUGGCCGAGAGCCAGGCGCUGAUGAGCCGGCUGCAGUGGGACGGCUCCUCCGACAUCUCCCCCUCCGACUCGGCCUCCUCCAAAGCCAGUACAAACAACUCCGAGUCCCGCAAGACCAAGAAGAAGAAGCCGCACCUGGGGCUGGUGAGCGGUGCCCCGGGGCUCGGCUCCAGCAAGAAGAAGAAGCCCAAGCCCCCCGCCCCCCACACCCCCAGCAUCUACGACGACAUCAACUGAGCCCCGCGGAGCUGGGGAGGGGCAGGACGGACAGAGGGACGGACAGAGGGACGGACAGGGGCCAGGCCACCACGGAGGACUCUG
Catharus ustulatus (Swainson's thrush) is the source of this 1180-nucleotide messenger RNA. RefSeq names its product ataxin 7 like 3 (gene ATXN7L3). The record is from RefSeq and is a predicted model, not a curated record. Gene Ontology annotation, cellular component: SAGA complex; DUBm complex. Gene Ontology annotation, biological process: positive regulation of DNA-templated transcription; regulation of transcription by RNA polymerase II. Bases 74 to 1096 code for a protein of 340 amino acids. The transcript has 13 exons. Gene Ontology annotation, molecular function: transcription coactivator activity. Lineage: Eukaryota; Metazoa; Chordata; Aves; Passeriformes; Turdidae.